Phragmites australis (common reed) is the source of this 1589-nucleotide messenger RNA. Its product is annotated as xyloglucan endotransglucosylase protein 7-like. Gene Ontology annotation, cellular component: cell wall; apoplast. Gene Ontology annotation, biological process: cell wall biogenesis; xyloglucan metabolic process. The record is from RefSeq and is a predicted model, not a curated record. Lineage: Eukaryota; Viridiplantae; Streptophyta; Magnoliopsida; Poales; Poaceae. Gene Ontology annotation, molecular function: xyloglucan:xyloglucosyl transferase activity; hydrolase activity, hydrolyzing O-glycosyl compounds. Bases 469 to 1395 code for a protein of 308 amino acids. The transcript is spliced from 3 exons.
AGCGCUCCCCCGCUGUAGCACACCGCGGUCAAGCCAAUGUAUGCUGCCACGUCGUACUGUUUGGGACGCGCCCAUCCGCUGUGCCAUCAACUCUCUGUGCCACCAUCCCGCUGCUCUCCGGCUUUCACAGUCGCGUCUUCGGAUGCAGUUCGCUGCAAGCCCGGCGGCUGGGCCACAGGAACGCUUUGCCGCAGAAAAGAGCGUGCAUGCGCCUCCUGGUUCUGGCAUCUGGCGAAAGCGCCCAGCUACGUGCCCUCAAAUCGGGCGCCUGCCUCUGUAUUUUCCCAUGCGAUGCCAUAGUGACCUCUCUUCUCCACAGGACACACCACCAUUCCCCUGCUCUCUCCUUCCAGCGCACAGGGUGACAGGGCACAGGGCACAGGCUACACAUCGAUUUCGAUCCAUCGCAUUGCCCCCAGCUCGAUCUCUCUGCGUGUUUGCUUCCUGCCGCUGGUGUGGUGUCCAGGCAUGCGCGCCUCUGGUCCCUGGCGGUUGGCCGUCCUCGCCCUGGCCGUGACGACGGCGGCCGUCGUCGAUGCCUACCGCGACGGCGGCGACCACAACUUCCACAGGGACUUCGACGUCGUGUGGGGGGAGGGCAAUGCGCGGUUCCGCGACGGCGGCCGGCUCGUGGAGCUGUCGCUGGACGAGCGGACGGGCGCGCGGCUGCAGUCCAAGGACCGCUACCUCUUCGGGAGGUUCGAUCUCGAGAUCAAGCUCGUCCCCGGCGAGUCCGCAGGGACCAUCACCUCCUUCUAUAUCUGCACGGGAGGCGCGCGGCACGACGAGGUGGACUUCGAGUUCCUCGGCAACGUGAGCGGCGAGCCGUACAUCCUGCACACCAACAUCUUCAGCGACGGCAAGGGCGAGCGGGAGCAGCAGUUCGUGCUCUGGUUCGACCCCACGGAGGGCUUCCACACCUACUCCAUCCUCUGGAACCCGCUCAACAUCAUCCUGUACAUCGACGGGACGCCGAUCCGGGUGUUCAAGAACAACGCGGCGUACGGCGUGCCGUUCCCGACGCGGCAGCCGGUGCACGUGUUCGCCAGCAUCUGGGACGCCGAGGACUGGGCGACGCAGGGCGGCCGCGUCAAGACGGAUUGGUCGCGGGCGCCGUUCGUCGCCACGUACCGCCGAUACAACGUCACCACCAACGCCUGCGUCUGGGACGACGGAGGCGCGCGCGGGGGGCCGUCGUCGCGGUGCGGCCGGGGCACGAGCAAGAGCAGCCUCCGCCGGGCGCCGUCGUGGAUGGGGCAGAGGAUGGACUGGUGGAGCUGGAUGACGCUCAGCUGGGUGCGCAUGAACUACAUGGUCUACGACUACUGCGCCGACCGCAAGCGCUUCCCGCACGGCUUCCCGGCCGAGUGCAUCAUCCCCAUCGGCAGAUCGUGAGGUCCAAUCGAUCCUGACGGCCGUGUAAUAAUCGUACUUGAUUUUUGUUUCUAGAUGGGGUUGUGUAGGGAUAAGGUGCGAGCUGGACACGGUGCAGGUAUUGCAUGGGCUCGUCGCAAGAACUUUAAAACGGAGAUUCGGUACACGAACUGUAAAUAAUGGUUUGAUUUGAGAACGAGGCAAUGCAUAUUAGA